AUGAAGGUGGAGUACAGAAGCAGGAUGCUAAAACAACGUCGAAAGCGAACUGGAAAGACCAGACUUUUGCCACUUACAAAUGAGCAAAUUCGAUUGUUGGAUAAGAUUGACUUUCCUUGGAAUCCGAACAAAAAAGGCAUAAAUGAGAGAGUCUGGCAUAUCAAGUACCAGGAAUUAGUUGGCUUUUAUGAGAAACAUGGACAUCUGAAUGUGGAUUAUGGAAGCAGUCUUUAUCAAUGGAUCAUCCGCCAGCGUCAAAGACGUAAUGGCAAACAUUCGCCACUUACGGAUGAGCAAAUCCGUCUGCUGGAUGACGUUGACUUUCCUUGUACUCCGAAUUCUACUCUCAUGGUCUGGCAUAUCAAGUACCAGGAAUUAGUGAGAAAUAUGGACACCUGA
Messenger RNA from Cylindrotheca closterium, 399 nucleotides. The record is from the annotation of a GenBank genome assembly. NCBI's taxonomy places the organism in Eukaryota, Bacillariophyta, Bacillariophyceae, Bacillariales, Bacillariaceae.